AUGAUCGAUAUGCUAAACGAAAACGGCAUUCCUAUCUCAAGCAGUUUGAAAGGUCUAGAGCAAGCAAUCAAAACUCAAAGAGAAAUGGAGACUCAAGAUCCAUCCGAACAGAUUGCAAAAGCAGUGCUGGAGAAGUUCCAACAACAAAUACUUCCCGGACUGGUAGCAAAUAUGAUUGCUGGUCGGAAUCCGUUCAAAAUACCACAACAGAUGAGAUCACCACAAGCUGAACCAACUGAGAUUAGGCGCAUGGCUUUGCAAACCGCCCACCAAAACGAUCCGGACGAUUAUCAACCCGCGUCUCUGCCAGCUGCUACAUAUCGUUCGAGUCAUCCAAGCGAGAAGUACCGUGGCGGCUACCGUAGCGAAGACGAACAGAAUUCUUUUGACGAAUAUUCUAGAAGAGGACUUCUGCGAAAAUUACGUAGCAGCCCUCGCUUAAGAGCUUUGCUUGAGAAUCCAGAAGUUGCUUCGGUGCUCAGUUAUAGAAGUUUGCGAGAUGAACCAUUGCACGGCAGACCACUUGCUAGCGAUAAUGAUGUGCAGUAUGAACAGCAAAAGCCAAAGCUCGAUACGAAAUCAGCACUUGUGCUAGGUUUGCACGAGAUAUAUGAGGAAGACGAGAAUGAUAGGGAAGAACAGGAAUCAAAUCAAAUAAGGCGAUCACCAUUUUCGCUCUCUCCUGACUUCGUCAAAUCGCUAAAAAGUAAUCCAGAAGUAAAAGAAGCGCUAAACAGAAUCAAGUAUAGAGUAGAAGAUGUCGAAAAAUACCUCAGUCCAAAACCAAUUAUACAAAAUCCAAAACCACAACCUGGUUAUUUUGUCCCAAGAAAGCUCCCAACGAGGCCCCGCAAGAUGCUUCCUCUUAUAGUUGGCAUAGAUCCUGAGGAACAGACAGAAAUUCGUCGAAUGGGUAUUGGUAAUCCUAUUGGAAUGGUGCACAAGAAGUCUAGGGUUUUGGCAAAUCUACAAAAUAAUCCUAACAUUGCCCCACUAUUUAUGGACGGAAAUCUUGAGGAAAUUCUGAGCGGAAGAGAGAUUCUUUCCCCGGAACAGAAAGGGAAGCGAGCAGUCAAACAAAUCAAAGCCUUUCCUCGUUUAUUUGGUUCGAAAACCUACAAUCCGAUCGAUGGCAAAGUGUCACAGGUGAUAGAAGAAAGACCUGUUCCACCUCUAGUUUGGACACCGACCGGUCGUCACACACGUCUACGAUGGGUUGGAGCCACAGAAAAAGAAAUUCCAGGACUUGGCGGACGGUUUAUCCUCCCCUCACUUGAUCCAACGAUGCCGGCCGUGAACACAGCUUACUCUACUCAGGGAAGAACUAGAGACGAAUGGGACACAACAUUCAAGAUUCCCAAUGCUUGGCAAGCAGGAGACGAUGUGGGAUUUUCGGUGAAAUCAAAAAGCCAACGAUUUAUAGGCGGUAACGGAGGAUUUGAUAUGCCUGCAGCUCAUCUGAGAAAAUGA
Cylicocyclus nassatus is the source of this 1470-nucleotide messenger RNA. The record is from the annotation of a GenBank genome assembly. NCBI's taxonomy places the organism in Eukaryota, Metazoa, Nematoda, Chromadorea, Rhabditida, Strongylidae.